UGCAAAAACCUUGAGAAACAAGUAUCUCUCUGUGAGGACUGGCCACCCCUGACAUUGGCUACUGUCUCCUUAACUACUGAUCCGAUUUCUAGAGACCAACCUGUUACUGCAGGAGUGAUCUUCCCCUGAUGGAUUAUUUAACAGGUGCUGAGUCCCAAAUCGCAAUCUGCGGCCACAGAUACAUGAGCCAAGACAGCCGUGCGCAAUAUUCUCCGUAGCUAAUUCAAUGGGCUACAACUUCGAUAACGUUCUCAAAGCGGAGUAAUAUCUAAGAAAGAAGGCGAUAUUAAGACCAGGUUAUAUCCCUGCAGCGGGUGUUUGAGCUAUGGUUUGGAGGCAGCGGAGGACAAGGUAGCCAUCAGUUGAACAUUAUCGUCGUGCGCAAUUACAAAUCACCGAUACGCAAUAAUGUUUAACUUCAUUUAAUCAAUUACACGAACACGACUGGUACUUGGUCAAGUCUGUGGAUAUAAAGCAAAACAAUAUGUUUUUAACUAGAAAAAUGACCAAAUACAUGCGCAUUGAAAGACAUGUCCAAAUAAAUAGGCUUGUCGUUCUCAAAGGGUAGGCUUACUUAAAGAUGCAUUUAGAUAUGUCAAUUCAGCAGGAUAUGCUUCUAAAGACUGGACAUGCAUUUAUGUUCCUGUACUGAACACAUGAUUUAUCUGCGAAGAAAAUAGUUCUUGAGUUAAAUAGAGAUUAACCUCAUUUAGAGGGUGCGUUUAUAAACACGGAGGAGUUGUCGAGCCGCAGUUAUGGUGGUGGAAAGGACACUGAUUGCCGCAAGGCAGGGGGAUGUCCAAACUCUGAAAGUGCAAUUAGCGGAGAAAGUACUGAACAGCGGAGUAAAGGACCUUUUGGGAGCCUCGCCUGUCCACCAUGCAGCCCGUACUGGAAAACUGACUUGCCUGCGUUUCCUCGUGGAAGAAGUGGGUUUACCGGGCAACGGUUUGGCGAAUAAUGGCGCCAGCCCCGCACACGACGCAGCUGCCACUGGUAACCUGGCCUGUUUACAGUGGCUAUUGACUCAAGGGGGAUGUCAUACCGCGGACCGGGAUAGUUCCGGAGCCACCGUUCUCCACCUCGCCUCCCGGUUCAGCCAUCACGAGAUCACUGAUUGGUUGCUGAAGAGCGGGGAGGCUGAUGCCGGGGUGUCCACAGAGACUGGGGCCCUGGCUGUCCACUAUGCUGCUGCCAAGGGAGACCUGCCCUCCCUCCGACUCCUGUUGAGACACAUCCCAAACGUUGUCGAUUCCCAAACAAAGAAUGGUGCCACACCCCUCUACCUGGCCUGCCAGGAGGGCCACCUGGAGGUUGUCCAAUACCUGGUGAAGGACUGCGGGGCGGAGCCAAGCAUCAGAGCCAAUGACGGGAUGACACCUCUGCAUGCUGCCGCCCAAAUGGGCCAUAACACUGUCAUUGUCUGGCUGAUGAGCUUCACAGAGAUCAGCCUGUCAGACCGGGACGGUGACGGUGCCACGGCCAUGCACUUCGCCGCCAGCCGCGGCCAUGCCAAGGUGCUCAGCUGGCUGCUACUGCACGGUGGCGAGAUCAUCACCGAUAGCUGGGGCGGAACGCCGCUACACGAUGCCGCCGAGAACGGGGAGCUGGAGUGCUGUCAGAUCCUGGUGGUGAAUGGGGUGGAUCUGGGCAUACGGGACCAGGACGGCUUCUCGUCGGCCGACUUGGCAGAGUACAACGGGCACGUCCAGUGUGCCAAGUACCUGUGCACUGUUGAGAACAUGAGUGUGGCGCACCGCGUGCUUUCCAGGGACCCAUCGGCCGACCUGGAGUACAGCAAGCAGCCCGACAUGGGCCUGUCAUCCCCCAACAACACAAUGUCCCCAGCGGGGUCGCGGCAGACCCAGCAACCGGCCCACUUCGACAUGGGCUCGCCCUCCAGCACCCUGUCCAACUACGACUCAGCCAACUCCAGCCAGUGUAGCAUGGGAGAAAAGCAGAGCGGCUCACCCCCUUCAUCACGAGCCCCCACCGGCGGAGGCCCAGCGGAGUCGGCCAUAAAUGACAUGCAUACUUACACGGAUAUGCUCAACCCUGACGUGGAGCCCAGAGCUCCCAAGUGCAAGGAGCCCGCCGCCACCGCUCAGCCGUCUCCCCCACCCCUGCUGGCCUUGCCAACGCCCCCUCCCCUGACUCCCCCUCCCAACGCUCCUGCCUCCCCCGAAUACCCUCUGCCACAGCCCCCCGCGGACUCAGACGAUAUCUAUCUGAAGGCGAAGAGCAACCUGAGGCACGUGGAGGACGUGCAACUGACUCCAGAAGAGAACCAGGAUAGGCUGCACCGGGUGGACUCCAACAGAAAGUCUCGAAACUUCAACAAGCAGCCCAGCACGGGGGACUACUACAAAGCCCUGGGUAGCGACACGGUCGACUACCGUGGGGUCCGAACCAUGGUGCCUAACAAGGAGGGUUCUCUGUUAUUGGAGGAGUCAGCCGACAGCCCCGCCCCCAGCCCACAGAACAGCACCACCGAAGCGUUGCCCUUCCCUCCUCCCCUGCCCCCACUCCCCAUCAGCAAUCCCACCCCGGCACCCCCUCCUCCCCCGCCAUUGCCCUCAGAAAUGCCCACCUUCCAGUACAGCCCUUCCUCAAGCACCAAACAGCGACGCCCCUCUUCAGGAAAUUUGACACUCAUCUGUCUUCAAUUACGGUCGUCUACUAACAAGCUCCCUUUUUCCUCCUUCAAUUGUGUCAAUGGUCCUAUCCCUCUCUCCUCUCCUGCCCUCCGGAACAACUGCUGUCUGUCCCCUUCUCUCUCCUCCUCUUCUCUCUCUCUCCACUGCUGCCUAUCUCAAGGUGUGGAGUUUCUGUCCCCCUCUCCUCAGCCUGAAGGCGGCCCACUUAGGGUGAUAAAGAGCAACAAAUCCUUCAACAUGAUGUCCCACACCGGAGACAACACGGAGUUGCUGGCUGAAAUAAAAGCGGGGAAGAACCUGAAGCCCACCCUACACAGUAAAGGCUACACAACAGUCUUCUCCAACAGCGGCCUGCCAGGCAAUAAUGGAGAGAGCCCCAUGUCACCGCCCCAGACCCACACGGUCAGCCCGUCCUCAGCCAAGCCCACGUCUCCGCCCUCCAGCGCCACCUCCCCACCCGCCGCCCCCAGCCCUGUGGGCACCAGCACGCCCCGGACCCUCUCCACCUCCAAGAGCAGCGAGCAGCACCUCAAUAGGAACGUCAGCGGGGCAGCAAGCCUGACGGGACAGACCCGGAAGGGUAGCCUGGCGGACGUGGAGGCCCUAGUGCCCACACACGACGAGCAGGGCCGAGCCAUCCCUGAAUGGAAAAGGCAGGUGAUGGUGCGCAAGCUCCAGGUGAAGAUGCAGGAGGAGGAUGAACACAAGCGCAAGGUGGAUGAGGAGGUGGCACGCCUGGCGUCCAUGCCAGGAUGGCGAAGGGACAUCAUCAAGAAAAAGCUUGAUGAAGAGAAGGGGCAAAAAAGAAAAGAAGAGGAGCUUGCAAACAAGGCAAAGGAGAGCGGGGAGAAGAAAGAGCAGGAGCGACUACGGACCAUGGGUUACAACGAGAGCAAGUUGGCGCCAUGGCAACGGCAGAUCAUCCUGAAGAAAGGAGACAUAGCGAAACAGUAGAUAGCGCAUCCCCAUCCAACCCUCUUCCCCUUCAAUGUCAACCAACCAACCCCCAACCACUACCAAAAUCCCCUCCCAUACCCAAACCUCAUCGCACCCCACCCCAACCAGGUUUCCACUAGAUAACACAGCCACAAAGUCAGAUUACAGAGCCACAAAGGCAAAAUUAGCUACAAAAAUGUACAUUUUGGCAUUCAUUUAAGGUUAUUCGGGUUAGGUUGAAAAUAAACGUGAAAUUAUAGAAAUAGGCAGAGUUUAGCCGUAAUUAUGACUUUGUGGCUGUGUUAACUAGUGACGACCCACCAAACAGGACCAUGCCACCUCCCAACAUGCUUUGCAGCUCUGCCAUCCUGAAAUGGUGUGGCCGCACCAAGGUCCCGUGGACAAAAACUGUACGUGUCGCAACGUUAGCGGUGUCUGAUUCAAAGGACAACAUGAGCACAUUGAAUAGAUGCUCCUACCCCUUUUUUCCUGUCAAAACAUUUGACUAAAUUACUGUACGUAUCGCAACUGUAUGAGACCCUUAGACUUGAAUCAUAUACACUAGCUUUACUUUACAUUAUUUAACAUGACUUUGUAGGAAUUUCCCACACAAUUCCACACACUUGAACAACCUUUGUCAAUGUUGGUCUGUCUUGUUGGCCAUUGUGGGAAAAGUUGUCAUUGCUAUAGGUUGAGCAGUUUGUCAUAAAUAGAAAAACUGUCCACGAUCUGUUUUCUCUGCAUUUGAUUCACCCACACUUACAUUGAUAAUUGAGCUCUAAAACUAGACUGUUGUAUUCUACUGUAGGUUUGCUUUUAGGAUGGAAAAUGUCAUGGUUAACAUAAUAAGCAAUGGCAUUUUGAUACUGUAUAUAUCAUCUCCAUGUAUUGCACAAAGACCUAUAUUCUACUUAACGAUGCUAUUUUUCAUUGACCCCAUCUGAACUUCCAGAGAUAUUGUUGAAACAGGAAAUAGAUAAAGUCCCUCCUGUAUCUGUUAUUUUGUACAUUAAUAUCAUAUGGGUAACUGCAACCAUAAGUCAUUUAAAAUGGGUUUAUUAAUAUUGUUAGUUGUGGAUAACGUAAUUUAAGUAAAAAAAUAACACUGAACAAAAAUAUAAAAGCAACAUGUAAUGAUUUCAAUGAUGUUACUGAGUUACAGUUCAUAUCAGGAAAUCAGUCAAUUGAAAUGAAUUCAUUAGGCCCUAAUCUUUGGAUUUCACAUACAGACUGGUCACAGAUACCUUUUUUAAAAAGUAGUGAAUCAGAAAAGCUGUCCGUAUCUGGUGUGACCACCAUUUGCAUUGUGACACAUCUCCUUUACGCUGUUGAUUGUGGCCUGUGGAAUGUCCCACUCCUCUUCAAUGGCUGUGCGAAGUUACUGGAUAUUGGCGGAAACAAACCGCUGUACACGCCAAUCCAGAGCAUCCCCAAACAUGCUCAUUGAGGUGACAUGUCUGAGUAUGUAGGCCAUGGAACUGGGACAUUUUCAACUUCCAGGAAUUGUGUAUAGAUCCUUGUGAC
Molecule: messenger RNA, 5117 nt
Organism: Oncorhynchus tshawytscha (Chinook salmon)
Lineage: Eukaryota; Metazoa; Chordata; Actinopteri; Salmoniformes; Salmonidae
Product: espin
Biological process (GO): actin filament bundle assembly
Cellular component (GO): cytoplasm
Molecular function (GO): actin filament binding
Source: RefSeq, a predicted model, not a curated record